This is a messenger RNA of Saxophila tyrrhenica, 411 nucleotides long. RefSeq lists its product as uncharacterized. The record is from RefSeq and is a predicted model, not a curated record. NCBI's taxonomy places the organism in Eukaryota, Fungi, Ascomycota, Dothideomycetes, Mycosphaerellales, Extremaceae. Bases 1 to 411 code for a protein of 136 amino acids. Gene Ontology annotation, molecular function: peroxiredoxin activity. The transcript has 3 exons.
AUGUCUGGCCAACCAGAUCGCAAGGCCAUAGAGCAGGCCGAGAAAGUGAUCUACGAUGAAGGCAUGAAGAUUCGCGAACAGGUGCUCGGAUCAGAUCAUGUUAAGAACUCAAGAACGGCGCCUGCACUGCAACAACCGAUCCAAUCGUUGGCGGCAUCCGCAGGCUGGGGAAUGUGCUGGUCCAGACCGGGACUGGAGUUGAAGACUCGGUCUCUGAUUACGGUGUCUUUGUUGACAGCGCUCAAAUGCGAUCAGGAGCUUUCGGUGCAUGUCAAGGGAGCACUGAACAAUGGAUGCACGCCCGAGGAGAUUAUGGAGGCAAUCUACCAGACAGGAAUCUACGCAGGAGUGCCAUGCGCUCUCAAUGCGUCACGCAUAUCGAACACGACUAUCGAGAAGGAAAAGCAGUAA